Molecule: messenger RNA, 4336 nt
Organism: Diospyros lotus (date-plum)
Lineage: Eukaryota; Viridiplantae; Streptophyta; Magnoliopsida; Ericales; Ebenaceae
Product: putative glucose-6-phosphate 1-epimerase
Exons: 8
Coding region: 3156-4094 (312 amino acids)
Biological process (GO): carbohydrate metabolic process
Molecular function (GO): isomerase activity; carbohydrate binding
Source: RefSeq, a predicted model, not a curated record
GGAUGUAAUCGAAAUAAUAAAAAGUUUGAAAAAAAAUUAAAAUAUAAGAGUUAAAUUAAUUUAAAAAUGAAGAUUUAAGGGUGUAAUUAAAAUAAUAAAAAAUUUGAGUGAUUAUACGAAAAAAAAAAUGAAAAUACAGAAAAAAAAAUAAAAUAUAGGCAUAGACUAAAAUUAUAAGUUGAUAAAGUAAUUUUGGCACAAUUGAAGACCCAAAAUUACCGCUAACAAGGGUAACAUAUUUGCAGAUAUUAGUGUUAAAGACUACAAGCCUCUUAACUUUUACUACCUGUGAGUUGUGAUGUAACUUAGAAAUAUUUAGAUUAGAAGUGUUACCUUAUUGAUUUAGUUUACAUCUUCAGGUAAGGGUGUUUAAUUGGUGGAUCGAAACUAGAAAAUGAAAAAUUGGUGGACCAAAGUCGAGCCAAUUAAAGGGGGGUCCAUCGAUAGGGUCUUAUUCAAUCAUAACGAGUCUAAAUAAUUUUUUUUUCUUGUUUUUAAUAUUAAUUAAAAAAAGUAUAUAUAUCUACACACAUAUUAUACAAUGGUUCAAAUAAAAUUAACAUAAUGUAAAUACCUAAUUUUUGUUCCACAAAACAGAAUUUGAAAUUUGGGUUUAAUAAUAAUAUAAAAAUAAUAUACAAUAUAUUAUAUAGAAGAUAUCAUAACAUUUUGUCUCAAAAAGUCAUAGCAUUUUUUUUUUAUAAAAUUUAAAAAAUAUUAAAAAUGAUAUUUUCUAGUUCAUAAUAUAAAAAUAAAGAAUUAAAAAACUGUGUUUUAUUUUCUAAAGAUGUAUUUAGUUAUUUAACAUAAAAUUAAAAAAUAAAACUAUAUUUUUUUACAUUCGAACGGCCCUUUGUAUCUUUUAUUUUACUGAAAAUUUGAAUUUAUUAAUUGUAUGAAAAUAAUAUUAAUGUAAUAAAAUAAGUCUCUCCAAAAGACUGAGUUUAAGUAAUAAUUUCUCUUGGGCUAGGCGAGUUAGUGGGCCUGGGCCGACAUGUCUUCCUUUUACCUAAAUAAUAAUUCAAGCCCAGUAAAUAAUAAUUCCAAGUUGGAGAUUUAGCAAAGAUUCUAGCAUCACAUUGAAACUAUAUAUGAUUGUUUUAGGGGUGAGCAAUCAUUUCAAUUAAAUUGAAAUAAUUGAUUCGAAUUAAUUAAAGUUAGUAGUUUAAUUUGAUUUAAUUUGUAUUUUGAUUCAGUUCAAUUUUUAAAUUUGAAUGUUUCAGUUAUUUUGUUUUGAUAAAAUAAUUGAAUCGACAAAAUAUAAAAAAUGGCAUUUUUUUUUUUAUCAAAUUUUCAGUUUUUUGAUUUUUUUUUUUCAAGUUUUUUAGGUUAGUUUGGAUUUUUAUUUAUUUAUUUUUUUGGUUUUUCAGUAUAAGCAUCUAUUUAGUUAAUUUGGUUUAGUUUUUGAAAAAAAUUAAUUUAUUCAAUUUAAACAAUUCGAUUGAUUCUUCGAACUAACGCUCAAUCCUAAAUUAUGUCCUUGCCCUCCAAAGCUGGAAUUUCAGUUCAAAAAGCUUUAACAUAAUUUCCAGGCCAUGUUUCAAAAUGGGCGAAGUGGGUUGUGUUGGGCCUGCCAGCCCAUAAACAGCCCAUUUCAAAAGCAGGCCCAACCAAUGUUAGUGAUUAAAAAUUAAAUAAAAGUGAGAUGCUAUUAUGAAAAGAAGUUUAAUUUAAAAUUAGAAAUUUAGGUAAAGUUUACGUUUUUUUGUAAUUAAACCCUAAAGAAAUGUAGAUUAGAAGUAAUUACCGAAGUUGAUAGGUUCUGCUGUUCAUAUAUCCCACUGAUUCUGUCUGACCCACAUGCGUAUCCCUCCCAAGAACGCUCAAAUGCUGUUUGUUUUUUCAAAUUCAUCUCACUUUGGGAUUCGAACUGCAUCCCUCUGUUUACUUUUACUGUUUCAUUUUCAUUUCUUACGCGUAACAAUCCAGAUUUGUCGCUAAAUUUGAAGUCUUGAAUUCAAAUUUUAAAUGUUCUUUUCCAAGUUCUAUGUAAAUUUUUAUCAUUAUUAAUUGGGUUUGGUUUAAGAGGUGUGGUUGAAGGCUAACUCGGCCUGGUAAUCAAUUGAGUCACUAGCUUGCUGAUGUGUUGCAUUGUUGCAGCUCACUCCUCAUGCCCUUCUCUGCUCUCCUCAAGAAAACAAUGAACCAUUUUUUAAUAGUUCUCUCAUGAAUUCUGGGUAGUAUAUUCAGUUCCUCAUCUGAUUCCACAUUCUUGCUUCUUCUCUUAGGUCUUAGUUAAUUAAUUAAUUCGUUAUCGAUUUCUUGGCACGCCCUUUUGCUUGACGCUUCAACUGACGGCCAUGCAUAUAUAGCAUCUAGUUCAAUGUUUGUUUCCCUCUCUCUUCGCUUAUUUAGUUUCUUCUUUCGUGUUACAUUUUGUUUAUCCGGAUUUGAAACGCUUGAUGCAUUGAAUCUAUUGAGAACUGUUUAUAUUCGUGUAUUUUUUGCUCGGGAAGGCUCCAGUUGUUCUGUAUCUUGAUUUUUCUCUUUUGCUUUGUUCUGUAUGACUGUAUCUUGAUUCACUAAGUUGGUUUUGUUAAGAGUUUGUAGAAUCUGAGCUUUACGUAUGAUGAUUGGAAAGGAGGUGUGAUAUUUGAGUUUUUAGAUUUGCAUCAAAAUUCGAAAUUGGGUUGUCUUCUUUUGAUGGAAAAGUGAAGUUUUACUUAACCAAGUAAAUAGUGAAUUUGAGGUUGGCUUUUCUAUGCUUUAUUUCUUGAUUAACACACACGGCUCCCUUUUUCUGUUGUGCAUAUGAAAAUUUUGCAAGGAUUUGGAUUUCAAGUUGGAGUAGGCAUUUCUCUGUAGUAGCUAAAUGUUGCAUUUUGGAGGUUUCUGUAAGUGGUUUUAGGGAAUGGCAAUUUCUUGGACAUUAGUUGCCUCAUUAGGAGUUUCUUGGGUUGGAGUUUUUCUGAAUCUGGGGGCUAUUUGGGAUUGGAAAAGCUAAAAUCCCGGGUGGAUGUUGGAAAAUGAUUCGCAUGAUGACAAGUUUGUUGCGAGAAAUGUGCUAGGAGCGGUUCAAAAUCAUCGGCUGCCUCUCAAUUGUCGGUGGUGUUGUUUUUUUGUGUUGGAGAAGUUUAUUAGUUCUGUAGGACUCCAUAAGGAGAACGAGAGGUAGCAAAAAGUACCAAAUUUUGCACUUGUAAUUUUUUCCAGAGAUGCGAAACCCUGCUCCAGUUUGGGAUCACAACGCAGCUAUGGAAGUGAUCAAGGGCUCUAAUGGAAUCGAUCAAGUUAUACUUCGAAACCCACGUGGGUCUUCGGUGCAGAUGAGCUUACAAGGAGGUCAAGUCACUUCUUGGCGGAACCGUCGUGGUGAAGAACUUCUCUUCACUAGUAGCAAGGUGGACUCUAAGCCUCCAAAAGCAGCGCAGGGAGGGAUUCUCAUAUGCUUUCCUCAGUUUGGAAACUGUGGUCCACUUGAACAACAUGGAUUUGCAAGGAACAAAAUUUGGAGUAUUGACGAGAAUCCUCCACCUCUGCACCCAAUGGAUUAUCUUGGCCAAUCAUUUGUUGACUUGCUACUCAGACCAUCUGAAGAAGAUCUUAAGUGCUGGCCCCAUCGUUUUGAGCUUCGUCUUAGAGUUGCUCUUUCAGCAGAUGGAAAACUGACAUUGAUAUCUCGAGUUAGAAACAUUACUGGUGAACCAUUUAGUUUCGCAUUCGCCUACCAUUCAUAUUUAUCUGUCUCUGACGUAAGUGAAGUGAGGGUGGAAGGGCUGGAAACACUCGACUAUCUGGACAACCUUUGUCAAAGAGAACGUUUCACAGACCAAGGGGGGGCUGUGACUUUUGAAUCUGAGGUGGAUCGAGUUUAUCUUAAUUCUCCAAAUGUUCUUGCAGUCCUAGAUCAUGAAAGGAAGAGAACCUAUGUGAUAAGGAAAGUUGGCUUAGAAGAUGUUGCGAUCUGGAACCCAUGGGAUAAGAAAUCAAGAGGCAUGGCGGAUCUUGGGGCGGAGGAGUAUAAGAAGAUGGUGUGUGUUGAUACUGCAGCCAUUGAGAAUCCCAUCACUUUGAAGCUAGGAGAGGAAUGGACUGGACGACUGGAACUCGUUAAUUUGCCUUCAAGUUUUUCAAGCCAGACCUUGAUCCCCUAAACACCCGUGCCUUAAGAGGGAUGAGAAGAAAGCCAAGAGUCAGAGUCACUGCCUUUCUGUUGCAGUUAUAAUAUCUGGUUUUGAGUAAAGUCUGAAUAAAAACUUCUAGGUGUGCCUUGGUGUUUAAGUUGAAUGUAAGUAAAGUCUUGAGGUAUGUUAAUGGGAUUGUGGAAGAACUGUGGGUAUGAAGGAUCAUGACAGAUCCUGGGAUGUGAUGGAAAUCUAUGUUUUGUUGGUAUGAA